This is a messenger RNA of Aegilops tauschii subsp. strangulata, 975 nucleotides long. Its product is annotated as protein FAR1-RELATED SEQUENCE 5-like. Gene Ontology annotation, molecular function: zinc ion binding. Lineage: Eukaryota; Viridiplantae; Streptophyta; Magnoliopsida; Poales; Poaceae. Gene Ontology annotation, biological process: regulation of DNA-templated transcription. The record is from RefSeq and is a predicted model, not a curated record.
AUGGCUUUGGCGAUCCCAGAUGCUUUCAAGAACAUAGUACACAAGCUGUGCCGCUGGCACAUUAUGAAGAAGUAUAGGGAACACCUUGCAUGCCUGUACAACCUGCACGAUGACUUUAAGGAUGAAUUCACAUCAAUUCUCAAUUGGACCCUCAUGCCAACUGAGUUUGAGGCUGCCUGGAAAAGACUCAUGGAUAAGUACAACCUCCAUGAUGAUGCCAAGAUGGUGGGCAUGUGGAAAGAGCAUGAGAGAUGGAUAUCAGCCUACUUCAAAGAAAUUUUCUACACCAAAAUAACAUCCACACAACAAAGUGAGAGCAUGAACUAUGUGCUCAAGAAGAACUUCGUAAGUGAGAGACAAAACCUCCACCGGUUUGUCAGUCAGAUGGCAAAGCUUUACUCACGAGCUAUGUACAGGGAGAUUAGAAAAGGGCUAAAACUGAGCACACUCUUCACGGCGACAGAGACGGAAGAGCCCACAAAGUACCUCGUGCGCUACAACAACCCGCAAAAACUAUCUGCGUGGGCUCAGCACGCGUUCCAGGUGGUUGCAUACCCCGUGGUAGAAAUAUAUGAGUGCGAGUGCAAGCUAUGGGACCACACAGGUAUUUUCUGCGUGCAUGUCAUGUGCAUGAUGCAGACAAUUAAGGCUGCCAGCGUUCCAGAGAAAUACUUCCUCAGGAGAUACACCAAACGCCCGAACAUCCAGCCAACAUUCAACAGAAAUGACUUGAGGACAGUAGUGUCAAACAAGGCAUCCCAAUACUGCAUUGAAAGCUCACGGCUGACGCUGAAAAUGAGGGUGCACAGAAAAAGCUUGAGAACCCAAGAGCAAAUGGCGAGGUCACGGGUCUUCAUGGACAAACUUGAACAAGAACUCGACGCCAUGCAUUCUGUUGAAACUGGAGGUGUCGCGGAAAAUGAAGCCAUUGAGCAGGAUAUUGCUACAAUGUUAUCCAAUAUGAACCAUCUGUGA